Drosophila montana is the source of this 1153-nucleotide messenger RNA. RefSeq names its product sodium/potassium-transporting ATPase subunit beta-1. Bases 57 to 1010 code for a protein of 317 amino acids. Lineage: Eukaryota; Metazoa; Arthropoda; Insecta; Diptera; Drosophilidae. Gene Ontology annotation, cellular component: sodium:potassium-exchanging ATPase complex. Gene Ontology annotation, molecular function: ATPase activator activity. Gene Ontology annotation, biological process: sodium ion export across plasma membrane; potassium ion import across plasma membrane; intracellular potassium ion homeostasis. The record is from RefSeq and is a predicted model, not a curated record. The transcript has a single exon.
AGCAUUUAAAUAAUACAAAUAAAAAAAAACUUAAGAAAAACUAACUUAACAGAAACAUGCCGAAUGAAUUGAUAAGGCCCACGGGCUCCUACAAAGUAAGUAAGCGAUACCGACGUGUAGAGAAACGUCGAGGAGAUUCGCUUCACGAUACAAAUGUACGAAUUCAUGGCCCUCCAAAAAAGAAAACGCUAGCUCGGUAUAUUAAAAUAAUCGGAUUAUAUUUAACACUAUAUGUGUGUAUUGCAAUUCUAUUAGCAUGUAAUAUACUCAUUUUGUACAAUUUGCGAGUGCCCAAUAACGAACCCCUUGAGCGUAAGUGCACGAGUAUGUCAUCCGUGCCGGGUAAUUUUGUGGGGGACAGAAAAAUAAUUCGAUUCCAGGCAGAUCAACGGAAUCAAAUAACGCCCUAUAUUCGUCACAUGUAUGCCUAUGUAAAAAAAUAUGGCAAUGAAGGAAAGCGUCGCCUGAGGGGAUGUAAUUUAGAUAAUAACUGGGGAUACAAUAGCGGCCUGCCUUGCAUACUGUUGAAGCUCAAUAAUGCAAUAGGUUUUAAAGCUGAGACAUACACCAGUUCCCUAACACUCCCGAAAGAGGUGCCCAAUGAAUUGCACGAUUAUAUAUUGCAGUUGCCGUUGGAUGAGCGUAUAGAUCGCAUAUGGGUUAGCUGUUCAUUCUUAGAUAAUGCGACUGAUGCGAAAGUGGAUUAUAUACCACACCGGUAUUAUGAUGCCGAUGGCUUGUUUGAAAAAGAGAAUUUCUAUUUGCGUACUAUCUCUGAGAACUUAACGGCUGAAAAUAUCCGUGAGAAUCCAGCGUUUCGUCGCGUUAUUGGUGUACAAUUUCAAUAUCUUCCAAUGAAUCGCGAUGUUACGAUAAAAUGCACAGCAUGGGCAGAAAAUAUUCCUGUAGACGUCGGAUCGAUAAUUAUUAUAUUUCGCAUUGAAGGGCAUGAAGUUUUUCCAAAUCCCGAUCCAGACUUUGAAGAAGCUUUGGAUUUGAACUUUAACUGAAUAAUCAAAGGCAACAUGUUAAAUUUUAUCGUUAAAUUUAACUGUUAAUUUGACAGCUUGGCCUAAGAAAACACACACAAAAACAAAACACAAGCACAUUUUACGUAGUUCUUAUUAACACAAAAGUUUCUAUAUAUCUUUUU